AUGGAAGACAGUGAUAAUGAUGAUGCAAAACUCAAAGAAGAGAUAGAAGCUGAAUUGGAUAAAAUCAGUAUUUCCUCCUUGGAACAAGAUGAGGUUGAGAGUGAGUCAAACUCAGAAACUCUAAGUGAAGGUAGUGAUGCAGAUUUAGAAGAAUUACCAGAGUCAGUUCUUCACUGCAUCAACAUUAUAAAGAACAAGAGUAAAACUGUUGAAGAACUCCUUCUUCAGGAUUUAGAAGACACCAAUGUUUUAAGUAAUUAUGGAACAGUUUCUGAUAAUCAUAUGCAUUUAAGGAUAGGAUUAUCAACUGAAUAUAAAGAAAAUCAGGAACAACUAAUGAAGAUAUUAACUGAAAUAGAAAAAGAAGAAUUUAUGAGAAGUAAUUCCCAUUGUGAGAAUCCUGACUUGGUUCCUGAGCCUGAUCUUUGUGAAUUGCCUAUGGAUGAACAUGCUUUACCAGAUGAUGCUGAUAUAAAUUUUGGAUAUUUUGAAGUUGAAGAAAGAUGUAGACAGUCUUUUGAAGCCUGGCAAGACAAACAGAAAGAACUAGAAGAUAAAGAUAAAGAAAUUCUCAAAGCUCAGAGGGAUAAAGAAGAAAAGCAAUUUCAAGAGGAAGAAGAAAAGAGACAUUGCUGGAUGAAACAAUUUGAGGUUGAAAAGAAAAAAUUAGAGAAUAUACAGAAGCAAGAACAGGACAAGAUGAAUGAGGAGCUCCAUGAAGAAGAGAAAAUGUGGAAAGAAAAAUUUAAACAGCAUGAGGAAUUUAUGAGAAAUUUGCAUGUACAAAUGGAAGAGGAAAGAACAAGGUUCAAGGAUCUACAAGAAAAAGAAAAGAUGCGUUUGUUAGAACUGCAGCAUAAUGCAGCUGUAAAAAUUCAAGCUAAAUAUAAAGCAUUCAUAAUCUACCAAAAAUAUAGCCCCAUAAUUAGAGACCGAAUAGAAAGAAAACAAAGGAAAGAAAAAGAGUUGAAAGAAAAGGAAGCAAAUAUACGACAGAAAGAGGGAGAAAAUAGGAAAAAAUUAGAGGAAGAACAAAGGAUAGAAGAAGAGAUAAAAAAACAGAAGCAAGAGGAAAGGAAAAGGAGAGAAAAGGUAUAUGAAGAAAAAAAGAACAUCCUGAGACGAGAAAGAGAGGAACUGAGACGAGAAAGAGAGGAACUACAAAACAAGGAAAAAUUAAAAUUAAUAGAAGCUGCAAGCCAACAGCUUAUAAUAAAUACCACAUUAAAGAAGGGAGAACAUAAUGCCAAACAUUUAACUAUUGAAGAUAAGUCAAAGAAUAAGGGUGACAUAGCCAAAGAAUUAGUGUAUGAAAAUUCAAAGAAGCAGGAAAAUGUUCCUCUUUGGGUAGUUAAGAAAUCGAAUAAGAGUGAAAAUAUAGGUAGUCAGUUUGUCUUGAAAGAACCAAUACAAGAACAAUUGAAAUCAAACCAAGCCAUUUUGGCAGAAUUAAAAAUAGAAGAAACAAAUGAAAGCCUAGCAAAAAACCAGUGUUCUCAAAAAAUGAUUAAGCAAGAAAUAAAAUAUGAAGAUAUGUACAAAAGAACUGAAUUAGAAAUCUUAGAUCUAAAAGAAAAUAUAAUUGAACAGUUUCAGCAAGAAUUAAAGACACAAACACAAAACCAGGAAAGGGUGGAAUAUGCCAUAAAGGAAAAUGAGGGGGGAAAAGUCCAAAUAAUAGUAUUAGAAUGUAAUGAAGAAAUGAAUGAUGUGAAGAGCAAUGAAGCACAGAAAAUAAUAGAAUUUAGUGAACAGAAAAUGAUACAAAAAGUAGAAAAAGAAGAGAUAUCACAAGGGAAUGGAUUAUAUGAAGAGAAUACUUCCAUUAUUUCAAUAAAGCAAAAACUACUACCAUUAAAAUUAGAAAAUGCUGAAACUGUGGAGGAAUAUCCAAUACUACAAGAAAAGGAAAUUAACUUAAAAUCCAAAGAAGCUGAGGAAAACUCAAAAGACAAUACUCUAAAUAGUGACAUUAUGUUCUUUAACAUCACUGAUGCCAUGGUAAAUAGAGAAGGCAACAUAAAUAAGCAAGAUUACUUUUUGGAUAGACUUGCUCUUCAUGAAGAUUUUAGUGGCUGUGAUACAAAAAGCUCCUGGAUUGCUAAGAAAGAAAACUCUUUUAUAUCUGAGAUUAAUGAAAUUCCAGAGUGCUAUGAAAAUAGGGCUGAAUGUGAACAGAUCACAACCUCUACACUAGAGUCAACACUUUUAUCUUCUAUUGAGGAGAAGAGACUAGCUUGGCUAAAAUCAUUUAAACCUUGGUUUGAAAUUUUCAGUCAAAAUCAACAGAAAAAAAUUGUUAAAAGAAAGAGACCUUUGAAAUGCCUACCUAAUACGAUGCCUCCUCUGAGCACAUUAGAAAUUCUUCAGUAUGGCCAUUGGAAUACUUUACAGCAGGUUACAACCAUUACAUUUCAAGAUUUGCCAGGUUGUAGUCUCUCCACAUUGGCGGAGUGUAUAAAUCUUCAAUUUCUAUCCCUUCGAUGCUGUGGAUUAACUUCUUUACACAGCCUGAAUAACUGCAAAAAACUUAAGUACAUUGAUGUACAGGAAAACCAUAUUGAGACUAUCAACUGUGAAAAUUUGGAAAAUCUCUGUGUUGUUCUUCUUAAUAAAAAUCAACUGAGUUCCUUUCAUGGUUUGGAUGGCUGCACUAAUAUUCAGAAUCUUGAACUUUCGCAUAAUAAAAUCACUCGAAUUGGUGGUUUAGAAUCUUUAAAAAAUCUUCAACAACUAAUUGUGGACCACAACCAGUUGAUUAGCACAAAAGGUCUGUGUGAAACCCCUACCAUUAUAUACCUGGAUUGCUCCUAUAAUCAUCUUACUGAUGUUGAAGGCCUUGAAAAUUGUGGAUUGCUCCAAAUAUUGAAGUUACAGGGAAAUAAUCUAACUGAGCUUCCAUCUUUGGAGAAUCAUGUUCUGCUAAGAGAAUUACACUUGGAUGAUAACAGCAUUUCAACUUUUGAAGGGUUUUCUUCAUAUUGGCUGCCUUUACUACAAAAUCUUACUAUCUCCCAAAACAGUUUGACAAAAAUUAUACCACUUUUUCAUUUUGUUUCUUUGGAAAAGCUAGAUGUCAGCAACAAUUGUCUUUCUGAUCUUACAAGUGCUAUAAAAUGGUUUGAUGCAUGCUGUUCUCUCCGUGAACUCUCUAUCACUGGAAAUCCACUUCUUCAAGAAAUCAACUGGAGGCAUUCUCUACUUGAAGUGUUACCUUCUCUAAAAAUCCUUAAUGGUGAUACGGUAAACUCUCAUUCAGAAAUCCACACUCAAGAACACUGUCAUCUAGAAUCAAGACAUUUGCUUGCAUUUUGUCAGUCCCAAAUUCGAGAAUUCAACUUACUAAGUGAAAAGUAUGUCAAUGGAAAUAGGGAUGUGUUCACCUUAGAUACUGCAGAAAAUUUCUGUUAUUAUUUUAAGAAAUUGAUGACACUUAGUAAUGAAUGCAGAUAUGCACAUGAACAUGGGGAUAUAAGUAUCACUAAGAGAGAUGAAUCAGAAACCCAGAAAAAUCAUUUGGCCAUUCCAAGCAGUGACUUCAUACUGCAAGAUGAAGUCUUCCACUCUAGCACCAACAAACAUAGAACAGACUCACCAGGAAUUUCUGAGCAGUGGAUGGACCCUUGCUUUAAUAAUUCCCCAAUAAGCUACUCCUCUGCAUAUGAAGUUGUGGAAGAAAGAAGCCGGGAAAAAUUAGUAGGCCUGAAGAAAGAAGAUGGUAAGACAAAAAGCAUCCCCACCAAAAGAAGUUCAUUCAUGGAAACAGAAACGACAAAUUCUCUGCUGAGGAAUCACCAGCAUAUGGAACAGAGUGAAAAAAUGGCAGCGGUAGUAAUCCAGGCACACUGGCGUGGUUACCUUGUGCGCACACAGAUCAAUUUCUCUACACGGAGGCAUACUGCUGCAGUAGAACCCCUGCCAAAUUCCUUCAUCAAUAUUCAGACUAUUUUGAAGAAAGAAAAAAGAAAAAAUACUAUGAAUAUCCAAGAACAGAGGGAGAAGGCUGCUGUUCUUAUUCAGGCAGUUUGGAAAGGCUUUAUUUUGAGAAAGAAACUGACAACAGCUCUAGAAGCUAUCAAAAAUGAAGAAUCUGAAGAAGAAUAUGAAGAAAUAGAUUUAGAGGAUUUUACAUUUGAUGAAGCUGCCUUAGAGAAAGAAUGGCUAGAUUUAGAUUCCACCCGCUUCCCUUCACAAACACUGCUUCUCUCAAACCAGCUGCACUGGCCAAAGAUCUCUGGAACUUUGAAAUAUGAUGAUGCCUCACUUAAUUUACCAAGUCAUCCAGCUCAAGCAUGGCUAUGUAAUGACAAAGAAAAUUGUUUUUCAUCAGAACACACACACUUAAAUGGCAGAUCAGAAAAUGGAACUUUAUCCUCGACAUCUGAAUCUAAGACUAGCAGAAAGAGUUUACUAAGAUCUGAAAAAGAAGAAAAAAUUUCAGAAGAAUGGGGAUUUAAGGAUAUUUCUACUGCUCAACAAAUGCUGAAAAGGGCACAGAAAAUGAAAUCAAAGAAAUUAAAGAAAAAAUUAGAUCCCAGUGUGCGCCUAGCAUUAUUCAAAAACAAUGAAAAUAAAGUUUCUGUUAUAAACUCACCAAAGCAGACACCCUCUAAAAGUGAUGGCUACUUUGAAGAGCACAUAAAGAACCAAUUAAAGGAAGAAGACUUUAUCUACAAGGAUACUACUGCAAAUGAAAAAUUAGAAAGGAGUAAAGAAUAUACAUACCAAUGGCUUCAUACACAGGUUGGGGUUCAUGCAGCUAGUUCCAGAAAUAUGAAAUGCAAUCACUUCUUGCCUGAGUUAGAUCCAGAUGUACUUAAUGGUGGAAGAGUCCAACUCGUGGCAAGACUUGUAAGCAGAGAAGACACGGAUUUAGACCUUUUUUCCAUGACCAGUGGAAGUGCUUUGUCUGUGAACAGAGAAAAAAAAAAUCAGGCACACAGAUACUCAGCGGGAUCUUCAAGUAAGUUGUGGUUUCCUUCAGAAUUAAUUUAG
Messenger RNA from Urocitellus parryii (Arctic ground squirrel), 4995 nucleotides. It is a transcript of the gene Lrriq1, whose product is annotated as leucine rich repeats and IQ motif containing 1. NCBI's taxonomy places the organism in Eukaryota, Metazoa, Chordata, Mammalia, Rodentia, Sciuridae. Gene Ontology annotation, molecular function: protein binding. The record is from RefSeq and is a predicted model, not a curated record.